Soboliphyme baturini is the source of this 555-nucleotide messenger RNA. NCBI's taxonomy places the organism in Eukaryota, Metazoa, Nematoda, Enoplea, Dioctophymatida, Soboliphymatidae. The record is from the annotation of a GenBank genome assembly.
AUGGACGAUGAAACCGAGGAAAUAUCUGCCGGCAGUUCGUCAGAUUCCAAGAACGAUGUCGUGUUGUCGAUGUUUCGAAUGGCCGAUGCGGAUGGUGCCGUCCGACCCUUGCGAGGAUUCACGGUUCUUAUUGGGGAUCACAAAAUAAAGUUGAAAAUCGUUCAAGCCCACGAUGUUGCCAUGUCGGCGAUGACAAAAGGAACUGGAAACAUUCAUCGUGACCCAGAAGAAGGUGAAGUGGUGUGUAUGUUUUGUGGAUACUGCUUUGAUUCGGCGGACGAAUUAGCGUCUCACGAACCUCUGUGCGCAGCUGGUGAGGCUGAACCUUGUUCACUGACGUGCAACUGCGGAAGGUCGUUUGCUCACCCAUCUACUCUUCAUGAACAUCAGCAAACUCAUGAGUCUCCGAUGGGCGGUGACUUCCCUUGUCACUAUUGUUCACGAACGUUUGCAUCCAGUACGUUGCUGGCAACGCACGAGACGAUCCAUUCCGUACUAAAGUUCUACAAAUGCGGAUUCUGCCCGAAAUCUUUCCAGAGGAAGGUGCAUAUGUAG